CUUUUUUCUCACUCAACAGAUUUUCCGUGAACGAAUGCUUCAAUCAUCAAACCAGACGAAGCCGUCAUUUCUAGUGCUCUAGAUCUCAAACGCAAACGCUCGUGAUCUUGCUACAAUCCUUCCUAUUUUCACGAGAGGUACGAGUCCGAGAGCGGGGUUUUCGUUGGAAAAUUCGAGGCAACCGUGUGGGUUGCCUCGGCAGGCUUGAUUGUCGGCGACGGCGAUGAUGAAUGGAAGAAAGGAGGAGACAAAUGGGUUGGAAGAUGAAGGAGAGUAUGAGGUUGAGGAUUUGAGAGAUGGGAUUAAAUCUUCGAGAGGAAGUCGAUUCGAUUUGAUAGCGAACGAGUUGGGACUCGAUUCGAAUCGAAGGAGAUACAGCCGAGAAAGCGUCCUUAAUGGUCUCCGAGACCUCUCGCAAGGUCUCGCCAUUCAUCCUGAUAACAGGACGACAUCUUUCACUCUCUCUCCGAAGAUCACGGCGGAUGUGUUUGCGGAGGAGAUAGCAGAGACAAUUCCCGCCAAGGAUUGGCACGUGGCACAUAAGGAGUGGACGGGGCCUACCCGACAUGUGGAUGUGUGGUACCGGGCAUGGGAGAAAUUCAUACUCAUAUGGGCUCUAUACUCAUCUUUCUUCACCCCCUUUGAGUUUGGGUUCUUCAGGGGAUUGCCCAAGAACCUCUUCUUUUUGGACAUAGCUGGUCAAGUAGCUUUUCUUUUUGACAUUGUCCUGCAAUUCUUCAUCGCCUACAGAGAUCGUCAGACCUAUAAAAUGGUCUACAAGCGCACCCCAAUUGCUCUUCGGUACUUGAAGUCUCACUUCAUCUUUGAUUUUCUCGGCUGUAUGCCUUGGGAUGCUAUCUAUAAGGCUUGUGGAGAAAAAGAAGAACUGAGAUACCUUCUAUGGAUUAGGCUGAGUCGGGUGAGAAAAGUUACUGGUUUUUUGAAUAAAAUGGAAAAGGACAUACGGAUCAAUUAUCUCUUUACUAGAAUUGUGAAACUCCUCGCGGUUGAACUCUAUUGUACGCAUACGGCAGCCUGCAUCUUUUAUUACUUAGCCACCACUCUGCCUCCUGAGCAAGAAGGAUACACAUGGAUUGGGAGUUUAAAAUUGGGUGAUUUUAGUUAUUCACACUUUAGAAAGAUUGAUAUCUGGAAGCGAUACACAACAUCGCUAUAUUUUGCCAUUGCCACUAUGGCAACUGUUGGUUAUGGGGAAAUACAUGCGGUCAAUCUCAGAGAAAUGAUAUUCAUAAUGUUUUAUGUCUCUUUUGACAUGAUUCUCGGUGCUUAUUUGAUUGGUAAUAUGACCGCACUAAUUGUGAAAGGAUCAAAGACAGAAAGAUAUAGGGAUAAAAUGACAGACCUUAUCAAAUAUAUGAACAGAAAUAGACUUGGGAGGGAUGUCCGUAACCAAAUCAAAGGUCACUUGCGGCUACAAUACGAAAGCAGUUACACUGAAGCUGCUGUUCUUCAGGAUAUCCCCAUCUCGAUUCGUGCCAAGGUCGCCCAAAAUUUAUACAAGUCAUAUAUUGAAAAUGUUCCUCUUUUCAGGGGAUGCUCCUCAGAAUUUGUAAAUCAAAUUGUAAUUAGAGUCCAUGAGGAGUUUUUUCUUCCAGGAGAAGUAAUAAUGGAACAGGGAAAUGUGGUGGAUCAACUUUAUUUUGUCUGUCAUGGGGUUCUGGAGGAAGUUGGAAUAGGGGAGGAUGGAUCAGAAGAGACAGUUUCACUUCUAGAACCUGACAGCUUAUUUGGAGAAGUUUCUAUUCUUUGCAACAUACCUCAGCCAUAUACAGUUCGAGUUUGCGAGCUAUGUAGACUUCUGCGGCUUGAUAGGCAAUCUUUUUCUAAUAUCCUUGAAAUAUAUUUUCAUGAUGGGAGAAAAGUAUUAAACAACCUACUAGAGGGAAAGGAAUCCAAUCUCCGAAUAAAGCAUCUUGAAUCUGAUGUCACAUUUCAUAUUGGAAAACAAGAGGCUGAACUUGCUCUGAGGGUGAAUAGUGCAGCUUAUAAUGGUGAUCUUUAUCAGCUAAAAAGUUUGAUCCGAGGUGGAGUGGAUCCAAACAAGAAAGAUUAUGAUGGAAGAUCACCACUGCAUCUUGCUGCAUCAAAAGGAUAUGAAGAUAUCACCCUUUUCCUCAUUCGGGAAGAGGUAGACAUCAACACUUCAGAUAAUUUCGGAAACACACCCUUACUCGAAGCCAUCAAGAGUGGACACGAUGAAGUUGCUUCCUUGCUUGUCAAACAAGGAGCCGUGUUGAAGAUUGAUGAUGCUGGUGGUUUCUUGUGCACAGUCGUUGCAAGGGGGGAUUCAGAUUUACUCAGAAGGGUUUUGUCCAAUGGCAUUGAUCCAAACUCCAAAGAUUAUGACCACCGAACUCCACUUCAUGUAGCUGCCUCCCAAGGAUUCUAUCUAAUGGCAAAGUUGCUUUUGGAUGCCGGGGCUAGUGUUUUCUCAAAGGACAGAUGGGGAAACACCCCACUUGAUGAAUGGAGAAUGUGUGGAAACAAGAAUAUGAUCAAACUAUUGGAAGAAGCAAAAUCUACUCAAUUGUUUCAAUUUCCUGACUGUUCCCAAGAAAUCACAGAUAAAAUGCACCUGAGGAAAUGCACAGUGUUCCCAUUCCACCCAUGGGACCCCAAGGAAAAUAGAAGAAAUGGAAUCGUGUUGUGGGUUCCACACACAAUUGGAGAGCUCCUUAAAACGGCAGCAGAGCAGUUAAACAUAUUAGCUGGUUCUUGUAUAUUAUCAGAAGAUGCUGGUAAAAUUCUUGAUGUGGAUAUGAUCAGUGAUGGUCAGAAAUUGUACUUGAUCAGUGAAACACAUUAGCAAUGAUGCGAUCAGUAAAAUUUUAUACCUGUACCAUGGCCUUUGUAUCAUCCUUGUGUUCAGUUGAAGAUAAAUAAAAUGAUGCACGUGUUUUGUCGAUGCAUUCAUA
Messenger RNA from Ilex paraguariensis (yerba mate), 2936 nucleotides. Lineage: Eukaryota; Viridiplantae; Streptophyta; Magnoliopsida; Aquifoliales; Aquifoliaceae. The record is from the annotation of a GenBank genome assembly.